GGUCAAAAAUUGAUAACUAAACCUUUUGUGAUUAUGUAAAAAAGGGUAAAAUAAAACGAUUUAAACAUGUCAUCCGUUGAAAUAAGAGGCAUAAAAGUUACGUUUCCAUAUGAACCAUAUGAAAUCCAAAAGGAUUAUAUGAGUAAAGUAAUAGAGAGCUUACAAAAUUCAUCAAAUGCGAUCCUUGAAUCACCAACUGGUACUGGAAAGACUUUAUCAUUACUAUGUUCAUCGCUCGCUUGGUUAAUGACAGAAAAAAUGAAAACAGCUUCAGCGUAUCCAUCUGAUAAUAAUUACGGCGGCGAAAGUGUUGAAGACAUACUAAAAAAUGUGAUGUCCAUGAGACCACCGAAAAUCAUUUAUUCAUCACGAACACAUUCCCAGCUUGGACAAGCGUUACAAGAGUUAAAAAAUACCAUUUAUAAGGAUUUUGUAAAGUCGUCAAUUAUAGGUUCUAGAGAUCAAUUGUGUUUGAAAAAAGAAGUAUUAGAAGAACGAUCUGUACCACUUCAAGUAAACAUUUGCCGAGGCCUUAUAAAAAGUCGAGGUUGUUCAUAUUAUCAUGGCGUUGAAAAGUGUUUAGAUCCGAUUGUAUCUAAAAUGAAUAUAUUGGAUAUUGAAGAAUUAGUUGGUUUGGGUAAAAAACAUCAUUUUUGUCCGUAUUAUAUGGCUCGAGAAUUAAAACAAAAUGCUGAUCUUACGUUUAUGCCAUAUAAUUAUUUGUUAGAUCCGAAUGCCAGAAAAUCAUUUGGUGUUGAUUUAGCUAACACUGUUGUUAUUCUGGAUGAAGCACAUAAUAUAGAGACAACAUGUGAAGAAUCUGCAUCAAUAACUAUAACAUCUACAGAUAUAGCCAUGGCCAUUGAUGAAUUGACAGUUAUCAUGAAGGCAAUGGAAAAUGAUCAUAUUAUGCUUGAAGGCGAUGCACAAAAAGAUUUUACGUUAGAUGAUUUAGUUGUUAUUAAAAGUUUACUCUUAGAAUUUGAAAAAGUUGUUACCGAAAUUCAAAUUAAAUCAUCGGACGGUGAUACCUACGAUGGACAAUAUUUACACCGACUUAUUGAAAAAGCAGGGAUAGAAUUUUCUAAUGCUCAGUAUGUCGUUAAUGUAUUGGAUAAAUUAGUUCAGUAUAUGACUACUACUAGAAAUGAAGCGUUCAAUCGUAAUGGUCAACAUUUACAAAAAUUAAAAGAUUUACUUGUUGUAAUCUAUGAGAAUAAUACAGAAGAAUUAAAGGAAAAAGUGAAAAAAUGUUUUCGAGUUUUUAUACAAGAGGAAGUUUUAAAUAAAGGCAAAAAUAAUAGUAGUUGGAUUAAAAAAAAUAAAAAUAAAGUACAAAAAGUUAUUAACUACUGGUGUUUUACACCUAGUUUUGGAAUGGAAGCUUUAAUGAAACACGGCGUACGAAAUAUAAUAUUAACUAGUGGAACUUUGUCGCCUUUAAAACCACUUAUUUCAGAAUUGGGGCUAGAUGUCCCAAUUCGAUUAGAAAAUCCGCACAUCAUAUCUAACAAUCAAAUACUUGUAAAAAUAGUCAGUAAUGGUUAUCGAAAUAUCCAAUUAGAUUCCAGUUAUAAAAAUAGGGAAAAUCAUGCUUAUGUGGAAGCACUUGGAAGAACAAUCAAAUCAUUUGUAAAUAUGAUACCCGAUGGUUUAUUGGUAUUUUUCCCGUCGUAUACAAUUUUAAAUUCUUGUUCAGAAUUUUGGCAAAAUUCUGGUAUUUGGCAUGAUAUUUGCAAAGUUAAGCCAAUUUUUACAGAACCUAGAAAUAAAGAUGAUUUCAAUAAUAUAAUAUUUGAAUACUAUGCAAAAAUCAAAGAAGAAGGUAGUAAAGGAGCGUGCUUUUUUGCUGUAUGCAGAGGGAAAGUAUCCGAAGGUUUAGAUUUUGCUGAUGAAAAUGGUCGAGGAGUAAUUAUUACAGGUCUUCCGUUUCCACCUUUAAGAGAUCCUCGAGUUAUAUUAAAAAAACAAUAUUUAGAUCGACAUGCGACCCGAGAAAAUCAGAUGGCAAAUGGGCAAAAAUGGUAUACGUUAGAAGCAAUUAGAGCAGUUAAUCAGGCUAUUGGUCGAGUCAUUAGACAUAAAAAUGAUUAUGGAGUAAUUUUACUGUGUGAUUAUCGCUUUGAUAAUCCAAAUUUAAAAAAUGAUUUAUCCGCUUGGCUUCGAGGAUAUAUUCAAAAAACUAAUACAUUUGCUCAAGCAAUAGCGGGUGUUACGAAAUUUUUCUAUGAGGCGAAUAUAAAGUUUCCAACUAAAAGUAAUAAAAUUUCCGAAAAAAUGGUCGAAAAUGAACCGGAUAAUAGUUUGAAAUACAUGAAAAACGAAACUGCUUUUGGUUCUGUUUCAAGUAUGGAACCAAAACGGAUUUUAAAAUCAACUGUGAUACCUGAUUCGACAAUAUUAGAGGAUUAUAAAGAAAAUGCAAGUACUGAAUUACCAAAAAAGAAAAGUAUCUUUUCCGUACUAGACAUGGAUAAAACAGUUACAUCGUCUACGAAUUUUAGAUUACAAGAUUAUAGACAGCCUGAGCCAAAAAAUUGUGAGUUGAAACAAGAAAAGAAAGUAUUCGAUACUAAUAAAAGUCCUGAAAUGAAUCCUCAUAAAAAGAGAAAAAUAACUAUCAUACCAAAUAAUAUGGAUUAUGAAGGUUCAAAAAGCUUAAGCAAUGAUUCACCGAAAUCAUCAACAUCUAAUAAAACGGCUGUGAACAUAGUUCAAAAGAUUGCAAAAAAUUUAACACCCGAUAAAAUUCAACUCUUUCAUACAACGAUUUUAACGUAUAAACAACAAACUGAAAUUUUUAAUUUAAUCGAAGGUAUACAUGAUACUUUGAGCAACGUAACAGAAAGCGAAGAGUAUUUAAAUGAUAUAAUUACAUUUGUUAAACCAAAGGAUAAACAUAUAUUCCAGUCGUAUAUUAGUUUAAGAAGUAAAUGGGAUUUAUUAUCUUCAGAAGAAAAAAAUAAUACA
This is a messenger RNA of Chrysoperla carnea, 2970 nucleotides long. It is a transcript of the gene Rtel1, whose product is annotated as regulator of telomere elongation helicase 1 homolog. Gene Ontology annotation, biological process: negative regulation of DNA recombination; regulation of double-strand break repair via homologous recombination; negative regulation of t-circle formation. The record is from RefSeq and is a predicted model, not a curated record. The transcript has 11 exons. Gene Ontology annotation, cellular component: nucleus. Gene Ontology annotation, molecular function: DNA polymerase binding; DNA binding; DNA helicase activity. The annotation marks the transcript as partial. Lineage: Eukaryota; Metazoa; Arthropoda; Insecta; Neuroptera; Chrysopidae.